Moneuplotes crassus is the source of this 764-nucleotide messenger RNA. The record is from the annotation of a GenBank genome assembly. NCBI's taxonomy places the organism in Eukaryota, Ciliophora, Spirotrichea, Euplotida, Euplotidae.
GUAGUUAGGUUGGAUGAAACAGUCCAUAUGAAAUUCUGGGUUGAUAACGCAGAUUCCAAGAUUAGUGUUAAAAAUGUUUUCUCAACCCUUAUAAGAAGAUUAGUACUCAAGACUAAAUCUGGUUUAUCAACCUCCAGAGUAGAUGCUAUGAUCCAACUUUCUCUCCCUGGGUGUGGCCCAGGAGAGAAGACUGAAGAAAAAAAUUUCAGUUCGAUAUAAGUACCGCUAAAGAUAUUGGUACACCUGCUUCACUCAUCGGGUCAUUAGGAAAAUUUUCUGGCAAAAUACAGCCGACAUGUAAAGGCCAGCUCAUUUCAUGAACUUAUCAGCUAAACGUCACUGGUGAAGUUGAUGGAUGCGCUUGCUGUGAUGGCCAUCCAUUCGUAUAUACCAAUAUUGAAAUACUUGCGCCAGAGAGAGUACUAGUGUUCCAACAAAAAUUUAUGUUCCUGAAGAGGUCAAAGAAGAAGCUGGAGCUUCUGAAGAAGAAUCUGAGAGAGAAGCUCCUGCUGGUGGAGGAGCUCUUGCUGGAGACCAUUCUCAAGAACCUUUGGCUAGAAGUAAAAUUGCUCCGGAAGUCCCUUAUAACUCUUCACCAGGAGAUCCUCAUAUCCAAGCACCUAUUCCAGUCCCUUUUGGUCCCAGUCAGCAAUAUAUCAGUUCAACAAUCCCUGCUCUCCCUAUCAACACUGAAUCAUCUCAAGUCAAGAAAGUUGACUUGGAAGAAGACUAAUUUUUGCAAAACAAAAAACAGAGAAUUCUAG